Molecule: messenger RNA, 908 nt
Organism: Sorghum bicolor (sorghum)
Lineage: Eukaryota; Viridiplantae; Streptophyta; Magnoliopsida; Poales; Poaceae
Exons: 2
Coding region: 124-498 (124 amino acids)
Source: RefSeq, a predicted model, not a curated record
UAACUCAACCGACCUCAGGGCGAUCGGCAACACCAUAAACGCCGGCGUGAAGCGGCCGCGCGUCGUACCCGUCUCUGUCGACUCUCGAGUCUCCACUCCAGUUCACCCGUUCCCCACUUUCCCAUGUCGGACGCGUACAAGAAAGCCAAGCCCGGCCGCCUCGUCUUCAAGGGCGGCGAGGCCGCCUCCAUCCACAAGCCAAAGAAGCACAAGAAGAAUAAGAAGCCCGCCUCCGAUGCCCCCGCCGACGGCGACGUCGAGGCCGCGGUUGCGGCCGCGGAGGGAGCUGAAGGCGGAGGAGGUGCCGCCAGCGGCACCGGCGACGACUACACCAUCGACGCGGCGAAGAAGAUGAAGUAUGAGGAGCUCUUCCCAGUGGAGUCGAAGAAGUUCGGGUACGACCCCGCCAACGCCGCCCGCGCCGCCGCCCGGAAUCGCACCGUCGAGGAGGCCCUCGACGACCGCGUCCGCAAGAAGGCCGACCGCUACUGCAAGUGAGGUUCACUCAUUGCUGCAGAUGUAUUGCUCAAUGUAUUGCAGAUGGUAUCUUUGGAGAGUUAAGAUCCAUGGAGAAUUAAGAUCUUCCAUGGCAUGUUGUUUAGUAGUCAGAGUACUGGUCAAGCAUUUUCCUUAUGCAUGUUUGUACUAGUAAUUAGUAAGCAUAAGUAUUGUUGCAUCUGUUAUUCUAAUAUUUUUUUACCCUAUUUCUGGGUCAAUUAAGAGAAUGCCACCAAUUUUAUAUUGCAAUACGGCCUGGGAAGUGCUUACUAUGUAGUACUAUGUUUAUGCUAAUGGAAGGGUUUGAAAAUGUAUGCUUGUGUUGCUUUUAGACAUUGUAUCUUCACAUACAAGUCAUUAAAUUUGUCCAGGUUUGAUCUUGGAGGCAACAGGCAAGUUAUGGAUAUGAA